GCAGAACACCCACCACGGAAGAAGGCAGAGCAAGAGCGCCGAAGUCUGUCUGAGAAAUAAUGAAACAAUGAGAGGAAGACGGGAGGGUGAACAUCGAGAGAGAGGACGACAAACUACGAGGACAAACUGAAGGUGAGAGCUGAUGGUGUCCGCUGAGACAUCUUUAGAAAUCGACCAGAAAUUGGCCCGGUUUUUCGAGAACAAAAUCGGCUUUUUUUGUCGUUUUUCUCGGUUUGAGGGACGAUUUAGUAUCUGAACUGAACAGAAAAAGACUUUAAGACUUUUCUGUUCACUGUAGAUCGGCUGAAUCACUCCUGAUUUGUUGUUUAACUUCUUAUUUUUUUCUUUAACGUCCUCAUUGACAAAAAAAAAGGGUUCGAGUCAUGAUGAAGCAAGUUUUUUUUUCUGUGAUGUAUUUCUGUAAAACAAAGAUAAAAAGGCGUCAUUUUUGAAGAUGUUACCACAUGUGUGCACCAAAACUAUGAAAUAACUGUUUAUCCUGUUUAGUGUGAACUUUGUUUCUGCCUCCUCGUGAGACUAACUCCUCUCUGAUCGCUAUCAGACGUACGUAGAGAAAUGUGACCCACUGGGUGUUACAGACCAUAAUAAUAAGCGUUUAUUUGCUUUAGUGCCUCUGAAAACGUGCAGAUUUUGCAUGAAGUGACAUCCAUCCAUCAUUAUGUCUGUUUUUGUGUCAGAAAACAAAGAUGGAGUUGUGGCGGCAGUGUGCGAUUUGGCUGAUCGACUGCAGAGUUCUUCCUGACAACCACCGGGUCACAUGGGACGGCGCACAGGUAAACCAGCUGUCACACAGACCCCUUCACAUGCACACAGACCACCUACACCCUGUCUAAUUUUGUGUGUGUGUGUGUGCUGUCUCAGGUGUGUGACCUGGCUCAGGUUCUGAGAGAUGGCGUGCUGCUCUGCCAGUUGCUCAACAACCUGCUUCCUCAGGCCGUCAACCUGAGAGAGAUCAACCUGCGCCCACAGAUGUCCCAGGUAACACACACUUACACUCGGCUUUUCCUGCUACAUUUCCAUAAGGCAUUUCCAUAGCGACCAGGAGAGAGACCCAGACUGAUAGGAAAAUAGUUUGAUUUAUAUCUGUCAACAUCGGGAAAACAAGCGCCAAGAGUACGGGGGGGAUGACGACUGUGAAGAGGCUGUUGAAGCGUGUUUCCUCUUUUAAGUCUUUUCUACUUACUGAGAUUUAGAUUUAACGUGUUUUAAGAAUAAACUCACAGGAAAACUCUUCCUCUAGUUUGAUGCUCAUGCUUUAGCAGCUGUAAAGAUAACGCAGACAGGAAAUCUGUGUCGAUGGGGUGCUGCUGGCCUAUAGCGGUUUAAGAGCAUCCCGUGUACAGAGGCUAGAGCGGCCGCUGUCUGGACUCUCAGUCUCGAACCCUCUGCUGCAUGUCGUCCCCUGCUCUCUGCUCCCCGCAUUUCCUGUCUCCUUUCAGCUGUCUUAUCAAUAAAGGCAAAAACGAUCAACAUUAGCAGCAGUCACAGCCAGUGAAACAAUGAUUGUUUUUCUGUUUGCUUGCUGAGUUUCACGCGUUUAUCAGACUCGCUCAGUGUCAAUUCAACAACCAUUAUAACCUGCAGUUUCAUGAAUGGGCUGAUAGCACUCAAAUGUCCAAUAGAAAGUGAAUUCAGUGUCAUAAAAGUUGUAAAGAGCGAUAUGACGUUCAUUAAUGAGUGUAAUCAGAUAAUUCAGUCACGUUACAGCUGGUGUCCCAGACCCAGAGAAGUGAAUGAGUGAAUCCUUCAAAAGAUCAUCCUUCUGCUGAGAUGAAACUCAAGAUACAUUUACGUUUUAGCUUCAGGUCAAGAUAUGUGACAGACGAACAGUUAGAGAGGGGGGGUGAGACAGAAAAAGAGAGCUGGUUUGACACAUGGUUGACCAGAAUGUCUUGUGGGAAGUCCUUGAGUUACGUCUAAAAGGACUCACCAUGAUGUCUAAAUGUGUGUGUGUGUGUGUGUGUGUGUGUGUGUGUGUGUGUGUGUGUGUGUGUGUGUGUGUGUGUGUGUGUGUGUGUGUGUGUGUGUGUGUGUUUCAGCACAGAAGUUAAUAUGGUUUGCCACAUAGUGAUGAAACUCUGGGAGAUCCCUGUGAGGUCAAGAGAGGUGGAGAAACAUCCCGUGAUUCACAAAAAUAAAGAGGCCCGCUCUGCUGAGCACACACAUGUAAAAACAGAGGAUUUUCUCAGUGCUCUUGUAAUAUAGUUCACACGUACACACACACACAUAAGCACACACACAUUCACAGAAUGAAUUACCAUGAAUCAUGAGUUCACAAUGAGUUAACUUGAAAUCCUCACCGAGCAUUGUGCUGUGUGCAGCAGUAUCAGUUAGAAGUCGCCGUUUCCCCUUUUUCUCGAUUUAGAGUUCCGCAUUUCCCACUGCUGAGCAGACAGACGCUCAGAAAGAGCAACAGAGCAGCCGCUCCAGGAAGUAGUAUAAAACAAAAAAAAAACUGUCUGACCACCGGGUCUGUGGUUUUUGGUCUUCUUUGAAUUUAAACUGAAGUAUCAAAAAUACAUGUUUCAUUAGGUUUAUUUCAGUAGAGGACUUAAUGUGUGACGGUUCAUUAAUAAUCAUGUUCAUGGGCUUGUGGUCAUGUGGCUGAGCAGCAUUGACAUACACUUUCAUAAGGUUACCCCCCCCUCUUAAAAAGGGUCUGUUCUAGGUUCCUUUUUCUCGUCCUUGUAUUUGUUUGUGUAGUUAACCGUAGAUCCACAGGCCCCUUUUUCACUAAAACUACUGAAACUGUGCAUCAUGGGAAUUGGAGGAACAUGUUGGACCAGAUUCAGACUGAUCCGAUUAUAACAAGGCUGUGAGGGUCCAUCUGAGUCUUGCCCAAGUUCUUAAUAUUUCUAUAUGUUUUUCACAAAGUUCUGAAGACCAUCAAGUUUUGUGCAGACUUACCUUAAAACUUGAUGACCUACUUUAAGCAAACUGGACCGUCAUCUAGAGCUGGGUGAUAUGGCCUCAAAUCAAUAUCACGAUAUAUUGAUCAGUUCACCUCGAUAAUGAUAAAUAGAUGAUAACUACUCCAUAAGCUGCUCACCCCCUCCCACAUUAACUUCAUCUACUUCAGCCGCUACAACUUUCUCUCCGUCCUCCAUCUCCUCACCUGUCUUUCCCUCUUUGUUACGGACUGGAUGGGAUGGAGUCACAUCUCUGAUGUAGGACAUCGUCUUAAAGGGACAUGAGACCAUAGCCUACCUACACACAUCCAAAAACAACUUUGAUUGAUUAAUUUGACACUAAAUAUACUGAUAUGGGCAAGAUGACGCUGGUUAUUGACGUAGAUUUUGGUAUUGGUACAUUUUCAAUGUAUCGCCCAGCCCUACAGUCAGCAUCAAUACAUACAGUUUUACGUAGUUAUAUAAAUACAUGUAUAAUUAUUUCUAAUGUUCAGCGUGGACACUGUAGAGACGGACUCUGACAAAGAUUUACAGUGAAUGAUAUAUUUAAGAGUUUAAAGCAGCAGGAGGAGACUUAAGACAGAAACACUCACUAACAGGACAAGAUUAACAGAGAUUUAAAAAAAUACCACUUUGUCCACAGGGGGCGCCAAAUACAACACAAACCAAAAGUUCCUCAGAGGAGCGUUGGUUCAUGUUACUUUCAAAGUCAAGUGUGAUGUAAAGGAUGUUUGAGAAGGAGACUUUAAAUACAGGGACUCACAAAAGAGAAGAAACAAAUCUAUAAAAAUAUCUAUGACAGAAGUGAUUCCUGGAUUUUUCAGGCACCAUGAUUAAAAAAAAAAACAGUUUACAAGCUUUUAAAAAUGACAAAGUGUUGAUCUUGUCCCUGAUGGUCUCGUUUACUUUUGUUUGUCAUAAAAAGUCAUCAAGAAAUGUCAAAAACUCCUCAUUGGAGCUGUAAAUUGAAUAUUUUAGUAGAACAGCCGUUAUCGUGGUUGUUCCAUGACGUUGUGAACUUUGGUGAACACAAAAAACUAUAUUUGGUUAAUGUAGAAAUGCUGUGAUGUUGUUGGUUCGAAUCAGUGAAAUUCAACUCUCUGUGUCCGUGUGUUUUCAGUUCCUGUGUCUGAAGAAUAUCCGGAUGUUUCUAGCGAUUUGUCAGGACAAGUUUCAUCUGAAGAAGAGCGAACUGUUCGAAUCCUUCGACCUGUUUGAUAUGAGAGACUUCGCAAAGGUAACACCACAACACAUCUAUCUAUCUAAUCUAGUCUAAUCUAAUCUAUCUAUGUAUCUAAUCUAGUCUAAUCUAAUCAAUCUAUGUAUCUAUGUAUCUAUCUUUUUAUCUAUCUAUCUAUAUAUCUAUGUAUCUAUCUAUCUGUGUCUAUCUAUCUAUCUAUGUAUCUAUCUAUCGAUCAAUGUAUCUAUGUAUAUAUCUAUCUAUUUUUCUAUCUAUCAAUCUAUGUAUCUAUGUAUCUAUCUAUCUAUCUAUCUAUGUAUAUCCAUCUAUCUAUAUAUCUAUGUAUCUAUAUCUAUCUAUCUCUAUAUAUAUAUCUUUGUAUCUAUCUAUCCAUGUAUAUCUAUCUAUCUAUAUAUCUAUGUAUCUAUCUUAUAUUUACCCUAAUCUAAUCUGUCUAUCUAAUCUAAUCUAUCUUUCUGAUCUAAUCUGUCUCUCAUCUGUCUGUGUUCUUCAGUCACCUCAGUAGUUGAUGUGUGAACAGAGACCCGGCCCCUCGCUGCAGCAGCUUGCAGUCAACCACAUACCCCUGACAGGAAGUAGAUUCGUGGAUUUUUGGCGUUGAGGUGUUUUUUUGUGAACCAAUGAUUUCAAAGUUCUCUUUCACUUUCAGAGCAGAGCUGCCUCCAGACUUUGGUGUGAACAUUUUUAGAUUCGUAGAUUUGUUUUGUAAGAGGAAGUCGUUUCUUUAAGAAUACAGUGACCCCACAAAGACGAGGCCAAAACUCAGCCGUGUUUCUCCUUUUUUUUUAUUUCAGUUGUAGUGAUGUGACCGUCACUGAGCUUCUCAUUUCACUUUUUACAGUCAGCCACUCAGCACAUAAAAUGAAGCGUAAGAGUUCCUCUCAGGAGCUUUAACUCGUGUACCCGUGUGCCCCUGAAAUGUCCCUGAAGGAUCCGAUGUCAGCAGCAGAAAUGAGUCUGUUCUAGUUUAGAUUUUCACUUCUCCAUACAGCCCUCCUCCUUUCUCUCUUUUUUUACUCUCGACCGAAACUAAAAGUGAGAUUGACGAGUUCAGCAGACGCAGACUUAAUGUCCUAAAUUGGACAGCGUGUGUGUUUUAUAUUCAGCGAGAACAAAAUUCAAAAAUGCUAAUCAGACUAGGAAUCCAUCAUGUUUGUGAAGUUUGAUAACCUCCUGAAGUUCUUUGAGGCGUUGAAACUCACUGUCACAUGUCGCUCGAUCAGGACGAGCCGUCAUUUUCACUGAUGGUCUGUGUGACACGUCUGAGUUUGUCUCUGACCACAGCGCUUAUCGUGUUUAUUUCAUUUCUGAGAUCACUCAUCGCCACCACAGCUUUGAGGUCGUGCAGCGCAGCAGCAGCAGCGCUCGGCUCGAGUCAAACAUUGUCUGUGUCUCUGAGUCUCACUGUACAGCAUGCAGAGUUUCGAUACUUGAACCAACCUUUGUUUGUCUGCAUCAGGUCAUUGACACGCUGUCCAUCCUCUCUCAUACAUCCAUCGCUUUACAAAGAGGAGUCCAGUAAGUCAUACUCUUUCUCUGGACAGAUUUGUCUGUACACUUCUUUAUCAAACUGAUUUAUCUUUUAGUUGUAUAAAAAUAAAUAUCUGUUAUAUUGUUUAUAUUCCUCUUCUUCACCUCCUCCUGGCUCUCUUCCCUUCCUUCAGGCCUUUUCCUUUAGAGGGAUGCACUCCAGAUGAUGAGAUCUACAGCGGCCUGUCUGAUCUGAUAGAGUAAGUCCUUUCCUGUUAAAAUAUUCAUCCUAAAGAUAAACGGCUUUAGUAAAGAAGCUCCCUGUUCGGCUGCAUUCAGCAUUUUUGUUUCGCCUCCUGUCCUAAAACUAAAUUAAACCAAAGACUGAUGUUUGUUACAAACUUGGUCGGGUUCACUUCCAGUUUCUCUCCAUAACUUUCUCUCAAAAAUAACGUUUUUUUAACAAAAUACGAACCUCGACUAGGAGGCUGAAAUGUUCUUGUUGGUUUGGACCUGAGAUGUCUACCAACAACAACAAUGAUUUAAAGAUAAUAUUGAAGCUGUAGUUUUACACUUUAGAUAAACAGUGUUGGAUGUUCUGUGUUUUUCAGUGAUACGGUGGACGAGGAUGACGACUUGUACAACUUAGUGGAGGACGAGGAGAACGAAGGAGAUGAAAUCUAUGAAGACCUGAUGAGGACAGAAGAACAUCCUGGAACUGUGAGUGGACCUCAACCAUCAAACACCUGAAAGAGAAGAGUUUAGACCGGGUCAUUAAACUCAGAGGCUGGUCAAUCUUUAGGCAGCGGCUCAUGAAGUCCAGGAGGAACUUCCUGUCUGGUCGUCUGGCUGUAGCCGCAAAGUGACGGUUUUAUUUUUAGAUACUUUACCAGAGUGAUUUAUUUCUGCAUGAAAAAUAAACAUUAGAGCGAAGACUCCAAACCAGGAUAUCUGUAACCAAGGAGGCAAUUCUGCUGAGUACAGCAGGUCUACGGAAAGUUUUAUUAGAGGAGCUCAAAUAUGAAACUCACAGAACGGUAACCAACUCCAGACAAGCUUAAAAGUCAUGUAAGAGUUUGUGGAAACAGGUUUCAAAGCCUGUCUUAAAGUCUGAAUAUUUCAAAUGACGAGCUAAAAGUAACAGAUACAUGUUAAGGAAAAUAUUAGCUAAAACAUGUCAAGGAUCAAGCUAUCAAGGUAAAAUUUCGCUAAAUCUAAGAGUUAAACUGUUGAAAUAGUUCAAACUAGGGCUGCGCGAUUAAUCGAUUUUAAAUCCUGAUCCGAUUAUUUGAUUAUGGCGAUGUUAAAAAAAUUGAAAUCCUCAAAUCGAUUUUCCUCUCUAUCAUGUCUCGCGCCUCCAGGUCACCGUUGGCUCCUCCCCCUUCCUGUGGAGCCCUCCCCAGUUCGCACACACACCAGUGUAAACAAACAUGGCGUUUGCAAAAGAAGGCGAUAAUUUCGUGGUUAAAUAGGACAAGAGCGAGUCAGUCGUGUUGAAUUGGUACGACUUCACAGUUUCGACCAUUUCACCUCCGUGUGGAUGUCUAUCUGCAUCUCUGGAAACGAUCAUGUGACACACAGAGUAACUCUUUUAUGGCGCCAAAACGACCUUAAUACACAUGCUCUGUACUCUUCUUCUGUCUUUGUGCAUUUCCUGUUCAGCGUUACAGCGCCACUUACUGGCUUGGCAGAUGUACUACAUCGUUUUUCAGUGGUCUCAUUUUGAGAGAUGAUAGAAAAACUUUUAAUUAAAGUGAAGUUUGGUGAAGUUGUCACUGAAUAAAAAAAUCGAGAUUUUAUUUUUGGCCAAAAUCGUGCAGCCCUAAUUUAAGGGAUAAAAGGUUGAAAUGAUUUGCAUAAAAAAUGAGUACGUGUUUGAAAUAGCUUACAGCUUAAAGAAAUGUCUUAGUUAUUGAAAUAGAUGACACACAAAAAAAUGGAUAAGUAGUGGAAGUGGUCGGCUAAAAUCGGUGUUAAAACGCUGAAGUAGAAAAACGGUUGGAAAUGUAAAUCAGAGCAAAAAUAUAAAUAAAAGGAAGGAUAAACAGUAGAAUUAUUCAGCACCUCAGACUUAUUCACCCUGAAUAUUUCAACUCUAGGGAUGUGUUACAGCGUCGUCACUGUGAGGCAGUCAGUGCUCAAAUUAAACAUUGAAUAAACAACCUUAAUCUAUCUGGAUUUAUCUCACAGCCAGAGGAGCUCCGAUCAGUCGACUUUUCUGCUUACUCAUCCGUUUUAUCAGAGAGCCAUCAGACGCGUUUUCUGACCUCUUCUGGGUUUCUUGACCUCUGAUCUGUGAACUAUUAACCAAAACCACCACGACUUGUGAAGAUAAGUGUUUCCGGUCGAUUUUAAGAUUGAAGCUUCAUUCAGAAAAGACAUCAUGUGUAAAUGUCAGCCGCUAAAUCAUUCAUCAGGUGAAAACGAGGCUUUGAGGAAGGUCAAGAAGGGAAAAAAUCAGGAUGUAACACUGAGACUGAAAACCCUUCAUGUUUUUAGAGACUGUUUUAAAAUGACGAACUCCUCAUUUUAUCGUUUAUGUCAAAUAUUAAUGCGCUCUGCUGUUUCCAUCAGGAUGCAAAAGUAAUAAGAACUUAAAUACUUUAUUUGACAGUUUUGUGUGUGUGUGUGUGUGUGUGUGUGUGUGUGUGUGUGUGUGUGUGUGUGUGUGUGUGUGUGUGUGUUUGCAGCAGCAGAAGGGCGGGGUGGACAAACGAGAGUGCUGCCUGCAGGAGAUCAGACAAACAGAGGAGAAAUACUCGGACACUCUUGAAUCGAUAUUACAGGUGUGCAGGUUUUCUUACUCCACCUGAAGACGACCCGCUCAAUCACUCGCUCUCUAAAACCACCUCUUCUUCUUCUUCUUUUUUUGUAGCACUUUAUGAAACCACUAGAAAAGUUUCUCCAGGUUCCAGACAUCGAGACAAUCUUCAUCAACGUAAAGGUAGUUACCCACACACCUGGUCAUGUCUGCUUUGACCGUGUCUCGUCAGACAUCUUUACACGCUUCCUCUGUAUGUGUUCGUGAAGGAUUUGGCGGUUACCCACCGUAACAUGUUGAACGAGGUCCGGUCCUCCAUCCUAAAUCAUGGAGCCAAGAACCUGUACCAGGUGUUUCUGAACUACAAGGAGAGGUAGAAAACCAAACACAACAUUGUUAAUAAGAUUUAGAUGACGAUUGUAGGUGCCGUGUGUUAAACUAUGUUUGUAAUUAUUAACCCUUUAGGCUCCUACUGUACGGACAUUACUGCAGUCAGGUGGAAACAGCGACCAAACACUUGGACAAGCUUUCAAAGAUGCAGGAAGGCCUCCGGAUGAAACUGGAGGUGAGGAGGAAACGCGCUCUCAAAUGUCACAUCAGAACACGAGCGAUAAUGAAAUCUUGGUAGGAUCAGAAGAAAGGUGUGUUUCUAAGAAAAGACGUGAAGUCUGCAGCCCUCAGAGGUGGUUCCUCUGACCUUCUUGUCCUAUCUGCGGGCAAAUUCUGUUAUAGAACGUCCUGAAGUCCCUUUUUUUCACUCAUGAAGAGCCUGCAGGAAAAAAAUGAGGAAUAAAGAUGCUCUGCAGUGGCUGGUGUAGGGCUGGGCGAUACACCGAAAAUUUACCGAAACUGAAAUUUAAGACAAAAACAGACGUCAUUUUGCCCAUAUCGGUAUAUUUGGUGUCAAAGAAAUCAAUAAAUCAAAGUUGUUUUUGGAUGUGUGUAGGUAGGCUAUGGUCUCAUGUCCCUUUAAGACGCUGUCCUACGUCAGAGACGUGACUCCACCCCAUCCAGUCCGUAACAAAGAGGGAAAGACAGGUGAGGAGAUGGAGGACGGAGAGAAAGCUGUAGUGGCUGAAGUAGAAGAAGUUAAUGUGGGAGGGGGUGAGCAGCUGGUGGAGUAGUUAUCAUCCAUUUAUGGUUAUCGAGGUGAACUGAUCAAUAUAUCGCAAUAUUGAUUUGAGGCCAUAUCGCCCAGCCCUAGUCUGAUGGAUGUUGUUAUCAAUCAGAGCUCGACUGAUCCCCCUUUUUUCUGUCAUCAGGCUUUUUCAUGUUCGACAGGUUGUGUUUGAGUCUCAUCCAGUCAAAAAAAAACACACAGAGGGUCUUUUUUUGUACGUCCUGCAAUGUAAAGUCUUUGGAGAAUUAAGGUUUCAGGUAUAAAAAGGCCCGAUACGAUAUUGAUUUAGGAUAUCAGUCUGAUAUCAGCAAAAAAAUAAAUAUUGGAUUAUAUCGGCCUGCAUCUAAAAUCUAAAAAGUAUCAGCACUUCGAUACAAGCAGUCCAUUCCAGAUUCCGCUCCAGCACGUCUAUCUAGCAGAGCCCUGAUCCAGCAUGUAGAGCCCAAAAAAUCACAACAACAGUGUGAACUAAGGUACUAACAAAUACCAACGAGUAGGACUGAUGUGCAAAACUUAUCACGCACAAUUUGAUGCCAAUAUCGGAUCAAUGUCAAGUAUCGUAUUGGAGUUAAAAAAGUUGUAUUGGGACACCCCUAAUUAAAGAGGCGGGGUCCGUCUGUCCGUUCAUCAGCUGUACAGCUCUAGAUCAGGACAAAGCCAGAAUCCAAUACUGGAUCUGUGAUGAUCUUCAGGUGGCACCGCACUAAAAACAGACAUGACUCUGUAGUGGAAGUCUCUGCAUGGACUCAAAAACUCAUUGAACACAAUUUGCUGCUUCAUUCAAAACCAUAAAGAAGACGACUCAGAAACACCGGCCCUGACUGGUGACCCAAAAAAAAAAACAGAAUUUGACUCUCAGUGUGUUUUACUGUCACCCAACCAUCUGUACUGCGGUCCAAACUCUGAUAUUAAAUGAACAGAAUAAAAAAUAAAUAAAAACCUGGUAGUGAAUCAGCAUUUUCACAUGCUUGGAUGAGACAUUUCUGUCUCAGUACCUCUUCUUGGUCCGAGAGGAAAGCUGGUUUUCUGAACAUCCUCUUCCCACAAACUGUUUUUUUCUGCAGACGAUCACUUUAAUUUCUCUCUCUUAGGAGUGUUCGAAGAGAGCGAACAGUGGACGCUUUUCUCUCAGAGAUCUGCUCAUGGUGCCCAUGCAGAGGGUCCUCAAAUAUCAUCUCCUGUUACAGGUACGUUAAAACAAGAGAGUGUGUUAGCGUCGAACCAGAGCGACAGUAUUUUUGGGUUUAUCUUCUUCUGUUCGUGUCUGCAGGAGCUCGUCAAACACACCACUGACGCCACAGACAAAGACAACCUCCGAUCAGCGCUCGACGCCAUGAGAGUGAGAUGAUGUUUACUUCGCUUUAACGUCUUAAAUAUAAAUAUAUAAACAUUAAACGAGUUUCAUGGGUUUGUGCGCUUUCAGGACUUGGCGCAGUGUGUGAACGAGGUGAAGCGAGACAACGAGGUCAUGAGGCAGAUCACAAGCUUCCAGCUGUCCAUAGAAAACAUGGUGAGCUCACACGCCGCACAUUUAAACCGUUUAUUUCGUUAUCGUCUUUGUAACGUUCUGAUCAUUCGCCCUCUGCUCUUCAGACACAGUCUCUCGCCAUGUACGGUCGACCCAAGAUUGACGGAGAGCUGAAGAUCUGCAGCCCAGAGAAGAAGUCCAAACAGGACAGGUGUGUGUCCUUAAACCCUCAGCGUUUGUGUCACCUGAUAAUACCGUAAUUUACCUGAGCUAAGGUUGCACCUGUGAUCGCCAGGUACGCGUUCCUCUUCGAUAAGGCCAUGUUUGUGUGCAAGAAGAAGAGCGGAGAGACUUUUGAGCUGAAGGACAUCAUCGAACUACAACACUUUCAGAUACGAGACGAAACGACGGGAGAGAAGGACAAAAAAAAGGUUUGAGGAUGUUUUUAUAGAAGCAGUUACACCAGAGUGAAGGUCGAGUCGACUCCUUCUAACCAUGUCCUUGUGUUUGAUUGACAGUGGUCUUAUUUGUUCCUCCUGCUCGACUGCUACGGGAGGUCCGGGUACGACUUGUACUUCAAAACCAGAGAGUUGAAGAAGAAGUGGCUGGAGCAGUUUGAGAUGGCUCUGUGAGUGAUCGCACGGAUAUUUACAUAUACCUGUAAUAAUGAUCAUGACAAUGUAGAAGAGUAAAUAAACCCCGUCUCCAUGGAGACAGAGUUCAUUACUGUUUACUGUGAUGAUAUCUGGAAACCUAAAUAUUUAUUCUAUACUCUAUUUUUUAUUUAUUGUACUUUUUAAGACCUGGAAAUUGAUCAUAUUACUUUCAUACUUUUCUAUACUUGCGUAGGGACCCUGAUGGAGAUUUCACUCUCAUGAACUGUAGUCGUGUUGUUUGCGUGUCUGUGUGCGUGAAUUCGAUCACCCUCUGUUUAUGUGCGUAAGAUAAUCGAUGUGAGGUAAAGAAAUCUUGAUAGUCUGACUGGUUUUGUUGCCGAUGUUGGUCUCUCUGGUCUCUGCGGGACCACCUAAAGGUCUUUUCAUGUUCCUCUCUGAUCCACAGGUCAAAUAUAUGUCCAGAAAACGCCACAGCCAACAACCAUGACUUCCAGAUGCACUGCUUCGAAGAAACCACCAGCUGUAAGGCGUGCUCCAUGCUGCUGAGGUACCUCCUCUCGCUGACUCUCUGACCUUAGACUUUAAAAGGGAAACUCGCCCUCUGAGGCUUCAUCUCUCUCUCUCUCUCUCUCUUUGUCGUCUGCAGAGGGAUAUUUUUCCAGGGUUAUCGCUGCACUCGGUGUAGGAUGGCUGCACAUAAAGAGUGUUUAGGCAGAGUCCCCGCCUGUGGACGACACUCAGGUCUGUCUCAGUCCGCCUGCAUGUCUGAUAUUUGUACUAAUUCACACGUCUGAUGUUGUUUUUUGCGUUUAAACCUUCAGAGCACUCCAACACCACCAAGAAGGUAAGACCACAGUCAUUGUUUACGGUGAGAAUUUUACAUGUGCCGUAUAUUUCUUCAUUAAGAUAAAGAUCGGGGGAUACGACAGAUUUUGUGUGUGAGACUCCAGCGACAGUCUCUCCAUCUGAUUUGUCUUUUUUUCUCUCAGAGUAAAUCUCAGCGGUCUUCUGGAAAUUCCUCUGUUGGUAAGUAAUCCUACAGGCGUAACACUUUUUAUUGUUUUUUCUACAAAAUAAUCUUAAAUUUCAAUAUUUGAAUAAAACCGGAGAGCAGAAAAGCAGGUCCUCUUCAUCUCAACUUCUUCUCUUUCUUGUCUCGAUCAGGUUUUCCAAAAAUGGAGGUGUGUCAGGAGUAUUAUGGCUUACCGCCGCCGCCCGUGGGCUUCGGUCAGCUCCUUCACCUGUCCAAAGGCGACAUCAUUGAGCUGAGCCGUGCUGACCCAGACCUGCCGUGGUGGGAGGUAGAGUUAGAAACCGAACGCUCUGGGCGGAGCUUUAUUUCCUGUGGUUGAUGUGUCGGUUUGUGAUGCUCUGUUUUUCAGUAAUUUCGUCUCAUCGUCCACUUCCUCCCUCAUGCCAAACCGCAUUCGGUGCAGCUCAGAGGUUUCGGUUUGGAAAAUGAAUCUGACAUAAUGGCCGAGUUUCUCUGAGCUGCUUUGGUUUUAGAGCCCGAUGCCGUUAGAUUAGAGGAUAAUUACCCGUUUUUAUUGUCUCCAUAACGACGGUGAUUUUCUAACUGUGGGGAAAGCUCGUUUCAUUACACUUUAUUACAGGUGAUACUUUUUUUUUCAUCAGCGCUCGUACAUAAUUCUGGAAAUUCCCUUCAACGCUCUGGACUUUUUCAGCGACCCAGAAAAUAGUCUGAAAAUAAAGUUUUUUUACUUCAAAUGUAAGUGCUGCACGCUGUUUGAAAUGACGGAAACUAAGGGGAGGACAGACCACCUCUGAGCGUCAUUCCUUCGUCUUCUUAAAGAUGAUAAUGAUAAUACUUAUUGUUGUUAUUAUUAUUAUUAUUAUUAUUAUUAUUAUUAUUAUAACAUUAAAAAUUAUGAUGAUAACAACAAUAAUAAUAAUAAUGAUGAUGAUAAUGAUAAUAAUAAUAAUUUAUUUAUUUAUUAAGCACGUUUAAAAACGGUUAGAUGUGGAUCCACAACGUUUUAAAGGCAGUAUCAGGAGUUUUAUGUGUUUGGAUGAAAUCAGUGAAGUUAUUUUAGGAUGAAGACUGCAUUUCCCAUGAGCACCCCCACACACUGUCAUAAAGACAAGGGUCUAGGCUAGGGGUGUGCAAUCUGAGAUCUUAGAUCAUGGAGGAUUAAAAAGUGAUGAUCGCAGCACAGAGAUCGUACAACCGUCUGUAGGGCACAGUGUAUCCCUAAUGUUUUAAAUUAAUCAAAUAAACAUCUGAGGAGUUAAGAGAGAGCAUUUUAAUUUACCAACAGAAUUAAUGUGUUACACAUCGACCUUCCCCUUUGUUCCGAGCCAGGAAGUAGCCAGGCUAUAUUGUCAGGUUUUAGCACCGAGCGGUAAGAUUAUAUCUGUUGUAUAUUGUAAACUAGUUUUAAGAGAUUUAUAUAAUUUAUGAGACUUUAACACACACCCCCCCAAAAAAAAAAAAACAUGAUUGUGAUUUUGAAAAAAAAAUCCCGAAAUGAUUUUUUUUCCAUAUCACCCACCCCUACUCUAGACAAAAUGUACAUUUAUUAUGAAAGCAAACGAAUGAACUUCAGAUGUUCUUGUAGGAUUUCAUUUUUGCUCGGUGUCGUUUUAACCUUCAUCAAAUCCUUUUCAUCGUCAUUUUGAUCUUUUACUAACAAAGACCCGCUUUUACAGUUUCACCGUCUGAAACAAACAAACUUUAUUUAAAAAAGAAAAAAAAACUCGUUUCUGACAAACUUUAUCAGCAGAUUUCUAACACAGAUACUUCUGGGUCAGUGCGGUUUAUCAACUCUUUUUCAACUAUCAACUCUAAAGACAGAACUGAUCGUGUUUCUGAUAUAAAAGUUAUGAGUGAAGUUGUUAAAGACUCCUCGCCGUCUCUGCUAAUCCUCUCCUGUUGAUUACAUAUUUGUUUUUGAAUCACCUCGUAUUAACAUCAUUCCUCUCGUUUGUGUUUCUCAGUCAUUAAUUUUUGUCGAUCAUGUGUCUCUCAGGGGAAGAACCUGACUGUGGGACAGAUGGGAUGGUUCCCCAGCCAAAAAGUCCAGCCCUACGUCUCUGUGAGUUGAACCCCAGACUUGUCGAAAAUUCAGUAACACACGCUACAGUGUGUGGUGAUAAAGUCAGUUUUGAUUCCUCGUCUAUGUGUCAGUUUUCACAAGUUAGCUGAAGGAUUAAACGAGAAGCACAUCCACCACCAUCACCACAGACUGUUGCAGAGUUAACAACUAACCUCUGAGUGUGAUCUCUCUCUCUUUCUCAGAGGCCGACCCCGGACCUCUCGGGCUUCAGCUGGUGAGUUGUUACAGGAACUGGGUUUGAUCACCCGCUCGCCAAACCACUCUUAACCUCAGAGGCAUUUCAGUGACACCACAGAGUUUAAAAUACAUAAUGACACUCAGCCUCAGAGGAAGACACUGCAGAGUCUGAAUCCACCUCAAACUGCUGUGUCCGGUUUUUAAAAUGACCCACAUCCAUCAGAGCGUGUGCUCUCUCUGCAAAGUCCUGCAAAUGACAUCAGUAACAUCGAAUACUCCCGUCCUUCAAGUCAUGGUCAAUAGAUCCUGAAAGGAUUUACUUUGGCGCCACCUCCUGUUCAUAAAGUAAACUUACAUGUAAGAGGAAUGUGUGCUGGUGUUUAGAGCAGAAACAAUAAAUACAGAUGAAGAGUUAAUUAUGAACAACAAUACUGAUGCUUUCAAGGACCUUCAAUGAAAUCAGAUAAUUCUGGAGUUAGUGAAGCUUAAAAACCUGAAAUAAGGUUGUUUCUGUCCUCAAAGGUCGUGUUGGUUAAUCUGAUUUAGACACACAUUUUGUUAUUCUGGUUUAAAUAAUCCUUAUGUUCCAAUGGCGAUCAAUAAAGGAGUGAAACAUCGCCGCUAUCUACAGCAGGAGUAAGACUGGGAAAACACCAACCAAUCACAUCAUGUAGGUCCCACAUUUUUAAACCAAUCAAAUCCCGCGCUCGCCUCCUGCGCUCCUCCUGCAAAAAAGAGCAAGAAAAGAAAGACGGAGGCAGAGAAGGUCAAUGCGAGACAGAGUUUGAAGAAAGCAAGGGCGAAAACGAAAGUCAACAUCGGGACAGCUUUUCAGCGAUGGAGAGAACUGAAAGAGGUUGAGGGUUUAAAAGUGACGCCACGGUCGCUUAUUUUCUGUUGGAAAUGUACGUUGAAGGUUUGUUUCAGAUUUUUAAUCUUGUUAAAAGUUAGUUAAGUGGUCAUGCAGAUGCUCACGUUACCGUCUUUGUCCCUGCUGUGAAAGACUUCCCAAUCUAAAGUCCCAAAGUUUUGAGUCUGUGGUUUUUAAUCAGCAGACAGCGGCGCUCGUGCAUGUGAGAUUACCAACCCUACCUUUAAGUGAUUUCAGUAGCAAAGAUACUAAAGAGGUGUCAGAGUUGGUAUCGAUCAGUUUUUAUGUCUCAGAAUAGAGAGUAAAGCUCUGCUGCUCACUGUGCUUAAAGGUUUGCAGGAAACAUGGACAGAACGGCGGCGAAAAACCUGCUGAUGUCUCGGUCUGAUGGGACCUUCCUGGUACGGCAAAAAGACGCAGGAGAGUUCGCGAUUAGCAUCAAGUAAGUCUCGCCGCAGGAAUGAUCUUAUAGUCAUCUCAACUCAAACGCCUCUUUGGUUUUUGUCAAGCACUGAUCGUCCUCGUUUUAUUUUCAUCUGCUCCACCAGGUUCAACAUGGACAUCCGGCACAUAAAGAUCACCUCAACUGAAGGUCUGUACCGCAUCAACGAGAAGAAAGCAUUCAAGGGUCUGAUCGUAAGUUUCACCUCAUCCUCAAAAAUCCCGACAACGAGCCGAUGAAACACUCGGACUCUCACUCUCAAAUCUAACGAAGCCUCUCCUCUCUGUGUGUCAGGAGCUGAUCCAGUUUUACCAAAAGAACUCUUUAAAGGAGUAUUUCAAAGAAGUGGACACCACUCUGUGUACGCCGUAUAAACAACCCGAGCAAAGCUUCUCGCCGAACAACACGCCAAAUAUCACGCCAGGUAAAACACAUCUGUGACGGACGUUUUAGAGUCGGACCAAAGCACAAAGAAAACCCGGACAUAGAUCACAGCAGGAUAAGAGACAGAGGUCGAGCUGAGAGUCUUCUGUUAGACGUGAUAGAACGAGAGUUUUCAUCCUUUCAUCCAACCUUAAGAAGUUCAUUUCUGACCAUCUUCCUGUUUCCACGUUGGCUCUGCCUGAUUCAGGAGGCAGCAUAAAGAGUUUCGGCGUGGCGAGGGCCAGGUACGACUUCUCCGCCAGAGACCGCUCAGAGCUGUCGCUGCGGGAAGGAGACACCAUCAAGAUCAUCUCCAAGAAAGGUCACAGCGGCUGGUGGAAAGGAGAGGUGUACGGACGGGUGAGGGAUUGAAAAACACUCGCUCUUUAACAGCGUUUCCACAGACUUCGGGGUUUCUUAUUGGACGUUCUCUGCUCCUGUUUCCAGGUGGGCCUCUUUCCAGCCAACUACGUAGAGGAGGACUACUCCGACUAUUGCUGACGCGGAUCCUGGAGAUGUGUGGACUCUGUGUGAUCAGGGGUCUGUGCCGAGCCAGGUCCCAUGAUCUGCAUUAAUGCAUAUGGAUGAGUGUGUUUCCGUGUGAGUGUGUGAGAGAGAGAGAGAGAGAUGCUCUGUGAUCUGAUGCUUGUCCAGUGGUGUGAAUAAACCUUUGUUCAUCUGA
Messenger RNA from Xyrichtys novacula (pearly razorfish), 17239 nucleotides. The record is from the annotation of a GenBank genome assembly. Lineage: Eukaryota; Metazoa; Chordata; Actinopteri; Labriformes; Labridae.